AGCGGUGGGUGGCUUUGCAAUAUCAACCUGACAGCCUUUUAGCAGCGCUCAGUGUGAGCUGGGACUCACCCUGUCAGACUACGUCUUCGUCUGCAUCGACCAUACCGAAGACUGGAGAUUUUGUUUUUGUGUGUGUGUUUCUUUUAACGGAAUCGGGCUCACCUUCCGAUCUGCAUUUUUUAACAGUCUCUGCAUGGCGAAAAUGAAGAUGGAGGGUGUCUGGAAGAGUGGAGUAGUAGUAGUUAUGCUGCUGUGCUCUCUGUUGGACUGCCAAAUAUGCGUGUGGGCAAGUCUUGAUGUCAAUGAAACUCAGCAGCACCAUCCCGCUAAUGUGUACCAUGACAUGGGACUCACCAGGAACAAGAUAGUCACAGCACAGUUUGAGUGCUACCAAAAGAUAAUGAAGGACAACCCUUCCAACAGACAAGAGCCCAUGUGUAAUCGCACUUGGGAUGGGUGGUUGUGUUGGGAUGACACCAAGGCAGGCGUCAGCUCAGAGCAGCACUGUCCAGACUACUUCCAGGAUUUUGAUCCUUCAGAGAUGGUUACAAAGAUUUGUACAGACAGCGGCCAAUGGUUCUUGCAUCCCGAGAGCAACCGUACAUGGACCAACUACACUCGCUGCAAUGAACACACCAGCGAAGGCAGAGUGACUGCAAUGAAUCUUUUCUACCUAGCUCUCAUAGGACAUGGACUGUCCUUGACCUCGCUAUUUGUCUCUCUCGGAAUAUUCUUCCACUUCAAGAGUUUAAGUUGUCAAAGGAUCACACUUCACAAAAACCUGUUCUUUUCCUUUGUGCUCAACUCUGUGAUUACCAUUAUUUGGUUAACCGCAGUUGCAAACAAUCAAGAACUUGUGCAGAGGAAUCCAACAAGCUGCAAAGUGUCACAAUUCAUUCAUCUUUACCUAUUUGGUUGCAAUUACUUCUGGAUGUUGUGUGAGGGAAUAUAUCUACACACACUUAUUGUGGUGGCUGUGUUUGCUGAGAAGCAGCACCUGAUGUGGUACUAUCUUCUUGGCUGGGGCUUCCCUCUCAUUCCCGCUUCCAUUCACGCAAUUGCAAGAAGUUACUACUACAAUGACAACUGUUGGAUUAGCUCCAAAACAUCACUCCUCUACAUCAUCCAUGGCCCCAUCUGUGCUGCUCUCCUGGUUAAUCUGUUCUUCCUGCUUAACAUUGUGAGAGUGCUCAUCACUAAGUUAAAGGUGACCCAUCAAGCAGAGUCAAGCCUCUACAUGAAAGCAGUGAGAGCCACCCUCAUCCUGGUGCCGCUUUUGGGAAUCCAGUAUGUCCUGCUUCCCUACAAGCCAGAGGGACGAGUGUCCUCAGAAAUAUACGACUACAUUAUGCACAUACUAAUGCAUUACCAGGGUCUACUUGUGGCCACCAUCUUCUGCUUUUUCAACGGCGAGGUGCAAGCAGUCUUACGGAGGCACUGGAACCAGUACAACCUCCAGUUUGGCAGCAGCGUAGGAAAUCACUCGGAUGCUUUGCGCUCAGCCUCCUACACAGCUUCCUCCAUCACGGAGGUCCAAGGCUGCUACAGCAUCGACGGCCACUCAGAACACAUGAAUGGCAAAGGCUGCCAUGACACAGAUGCAUCCAUCUUCAAAUCGGAAAACCCCUUCGACUGACCGUGUGCUCUGUACUCAACCUUCAACAGGUUUGACACCAAUACCUUCCAAGGCACUCUUCAUCAAGUUUUGUCAAGUCAGCACUGAAGGAAAAAGACUACAUACUCAAAACACUUUCUCUGAAUGCUUUUAUUAAAGUACAUUACAAAAUGCUUUUGACCUGUUUCGUGCCAAACUUACCCUUACCCUCCUCAUUUUUGUUGUUGUUGCUAUAAUUAUGAUAUAAUAAUGUAGUUAAUACAGUGUAUUCUAUUCUGUAGGCCAUUUAACAAACAAUGACAAAGCAUUUUUUAUUUGUUUCAUUUGUUUUUAUUGUAAUGAACUGUAGUAUGAUGGUCUGGAAGCUGCAUUGUUUGUUUUUUUUAAGUCAAUGCACUGGCAAGAGACAAAUGGGGUUGCUUUAAGAAAAAUUUUGCAUUAGAUACUCUUGAACAAAAUCUUAAGAUGGGUAGAAAAUUGUGGAUCCACAAUUUGGCUCGUUCCGAAAGAUCCAGGUCUGCGUUACUGUCGAUGCCGCAAUCCGCCGGUCGAUCUCAUUCCAUCUUCCCCUGACAACUGAUCGAGCGAAAGCUGAAGAUCACUGCUUGGUGAAGUAAGCAGGACCACAUCAUCUGCAAGAAGCAGAGAUCCAAUCCUGCAGCCACCAUAGAGAUCAUAUCAAUGCCCUAGCUGCGGCUAGAAAGAUUAUGAACAGUCGGUGACAAAGGGCAGCCCUGGAGUUCAACCCUCACUGUUUCGUAAUCAAAGUUCUGGCACUUUCGUAACAUUCAGUUACGCAGUGUACUUGAACACGCAUAAUAAAAAUGAUUAAAUGUUUCCCUGGCUGUGAAUAUAGAAUGUAAUGUUCCAGCUCUAAGAACCAUUCUUCACAGAGACCCCAACAUGUCAAUGUUUACUUUAAGCACUUGAGGCGCACUGGUUGGCCUGCCGAUAAGUCAGUGUCAAUGUACAAAAACCCCAACAAUAAUUUACGUUGAAAACCCAAUCCUAGGUUCCACUCUGAUCAGAUUUUGUGAUUGUAAGAUUGAAUGAUUGUUUUUUUUCACACCAAAAGUUGGUUUUGAAAAUGCCCCUAAUUUAGCACUCUUAAUUUGUUCUUACAUACUAUCUUAAGCACACUGUCCAUAGUGCUGGCAAGAUCAGUAAAGAGGCAAACAAGAGUGAGACAUCUCUUUGUGUGUGAAUGGUUUAUUUUACAGUGGAGUAUAAUAUACCCAGAAGCCUUCAAGCAUGAAAUAUUAUCUGACUUGGACAAAAAAAAUCGACAGCGGAUAAGGACACGGACCCCGAACUGUCUGGCUUUGUUUGCCACCACGCUUUGUAGUUUCUCACGUCUUUGUAUCCUUUCUAUGAACUGCCAUAUUAUCCAAAAACUACGUCAAUUUUGUAAAUAGUUUCUUCCACCCCGCACUGUGAAAGUAUUGUUCAUUUUGCCAUCUUUUUUUCUUAUUUUGGACACAGUAACUCUUGUUCUACGUUAGUAAAAGCAGAAUUUUUAUUUUAGCAGUCUCAAAUUCUCUUAAGUAAAAUUGUGUACAUGCUUUACGUACAAUGACGGAUCAUGGAAGUUCCUGGACUUGGAGUUAGUGUGUAGAGCCAGGGGCAUAAUGGUAACUGAUUUAUGUACAGUUUGACAUCUUUUUAGGAUGCUACAAAGAUGGAGGUGGAAAGUGCAUGACAAAAGCAUUUCAGACAAUGUCUUGUCAUUUAUUUUAUAAAGUGUACUGUAUUAUACCAACAUAAUCUUAGUUUGACCUCACUCUGCUGUUUGAAUGUAAGGAUUUUGUUUCAACUGUUUUUUAUGAUUAAAUAAUGUUGCUACAGUGUAUAUAUAUUCAUACUAGAACAUUAUAGGACAGCACUACACAACCUUGUUGUUCUUUGCUUGUUUUUUGUUACUUUUGUUUUGUUGAAGGAGUAUAAUGCACCACCACUUUGUUACACCGACCUAAUAAAGGUAACUACAAUAUUGAUUGUUGCUA
Molecule: messenger RNA, 3618 nt
Organism: Doryrhamphus excisus (bluestripe pipefish)
Lineage: Eukaryota; Metazoa; Chordata; Actinopteri; Syngnathiformes; Syngnathidae
Gene: calcrla
Product: calcitonin receptor-like a
Biological process (GO): adenylate cyclase-activating G protein-coupled receptor signaling pathway; angiogenesis; cell surface receptor signaling pathway
Cellular component (GO): plasma membrane
Molecular function (GO): calcitonin receptor activity; adrenomedullin receptor activity; calcitonin gene-related peptide receptor activity
Source: RefSeq, a predicted model, not a curated record